AUGAGCAGCACGAACAGCGCCUCUGCUAAUAACACGGGAGGCAAGAUUUCGCGAGCCUGUGACGCCUGUCGAGUCAGAAAGGUAAAAUGCAACGGUGAUCAGCCUUGCGCGCAAUGCGCUCAUCUUAAUCUGGCUUGCAUUUUUGCACCAGCGCCGCCAAAGCGCAAGCCUGGUGUUCGGGGCCGCCUCGUCGCUCAACUGCGAAACAAAUCGUCCAACAGCGGAGCGAGUAACUCAUCAAUAUCACAGACGACAGUAACGUCGCCCUCACCGGUCAAGAGUGGUUCGGCAAGCGGCGAUGUUUCGUCCGCCGGGUCAUCGCCAACGGCAGGCGUUAUUCCUGUGACCUCAAUAGCGGGCAUCGUCGACAAUCCAACGAGCAGCCCGCGAUCAGAGCAACCGUUUACAAUUGGGGGAUGCGGGUUCUCACAUGACUUCUUUCUUGGACUGUUACCUGAGUUUGAAGACCUGGUGUAUCCUGUCAACCCUGUCCUGACGCCUACCGAGAUUCGAACAGCCAUAUAUAACAUGCACAACAACUACGAAGAUGCUGCUCUAGUACAUGCCUACGCAACGGUAACAAUCAACCUCACCAAGACAUCGUGGACCAUGAAUGGAUGCGAUGUAGCUUCACAAAUGACCACCUUGAUGCAGUACUGUCUUUGGGCACAUCGGAAAGCAGAAAUGGGCAGAGAAAGCGACGGAUACACCGGGGGUUUGCAAGGGGAAAUGCCAGUUACGGUCAAGCGUAUCAUGACGUGCAUCUGGCUUGAGAUAAGUCUCAUGGCGUUUAAGCGAUUCGACCGCAGUUACACCAUUCUCCGGGAGGCAAUCAGCAUGGUCCAGAUGCUCAACAUGCAUCAAUACUGCGAAGGUGAUACCCGUCUGUCUCACACAGAGCUGACUCGGCGUCAACGUAUGUACUGGGAGGUAUAUAUUCACGAACGCUUUUUAUUCAUCAUGUCCGGUUUCCCUUGUACUAUGAUCCGUCUACGCACGGGUCUGCCCUUUCAUGAUGACACCCUCCCCACUCAUGUUGCAGUCGGAUGGAACCGCCUUAUCCUGCUCUUCCAAAACAUGGACGAUGCUUUUCUCAGCUACUGGGCUGCUCAGCAUGUUCCUAACCCCAUUCUUCCGGAAAUCACAUCACAAUGGAUCGAAAGCAAACAAGCACAGCUUGAUCAAGACGAAGCAGAUGCACUGAAAGCAGAACAAGAAAUGAUAACAGCUGGAUACGGCACCCUCAUCGAACUUCAACAUGUCGACUUAUUCAUCACACGCCUAUGGCUCCGAACCCUAGUAUGGCAACUCGCUCUCUCACAAGGCCUUCUUCGCUCCACGCCGACGCAGAACACGCACGAAGGCCUGUCCCUGCAUUUUCCUGCGCAACGUCUCUCCGCACAACUCCGCAGCCUUGUGUCACGCUUGAAAAGUAUAUCCAGCGUUGUAUUUCAUGGAAGUGGUAUCCUCCAAAAAUUAUUCGAAAUUACAAGCACAGUCGCAGAUGUCUUGGCUCUGCCUCGAGGAACUGGCCAGACAGAGGAGGAGUCACGGGCAAGAUUGGAGGAUUUCUUCUAUCUGGUAAGCUUUAUAUUCAGUUUUGAAAGGACGCAGAAGCAUCAAAGGGAUUAUUUACGGGAGAAGCUCGAAGUGCUGGAGAAGAUGUAUACCGUCGUGGAUUUUAGGGCGUUGGCGGGCGCAAGUCCAUCGUCUGCGGGAGAUGCUUAUGAAUCGAUAUCUAGAGCUACGUGA
Molecule: messenger RNA, 1752 nt
Organism: Pochonia chlamydosporia 170
Lineage: Eukaryota; Fungi; Ascomycota; Sordariomycetes; Hypocreales; Clavicipitaceae
Product: C6 transcription factor
Exons: 1
Coding region: 1-1752 (583 amino acids)
Biological process (GO): regulation of DNA-templated transcription; DNA-templated transcription
Molecular function (GO): zinc ion binding; DNA binding; DNA-binding transcription factor activity, RNA polymerase II-specific
Source: RefSeq, a predicted model, not a curated record